Messenger RNA from Grosmannia clavigera kw1407, 2856 nucleotides. RefSeq lists its product as uncharacterized. Lineage: Eukaryota; Fungi; Ascomycota; Sordariomycetes; Ophiostomatales; Ophiostomataceae. Bases 1 to 2856 code for a protein of 951 amino acids. The record is from RefSeq and is a predicted model, not a curated record. The transcript has a single exon.
AUGAUGCUGCCUGCCGAUACCUCCGGCCUCAAGCGGUCACGGCCGUCGUAUCUCGACGAUGCUGUUGACGCGCUCCAACAUCUCCCGCCACCCGACAUCGAUGCCAAUCCGGACUCGCUCUCCUCGCUCUACGACCGCGCCGUCCGCCUCGCCGAGGCCACUCAGCAGCAGGCGUCUAUCCCGGCCCUUGACGCUGCCCUCGCCGCUCGCAGUGCCCGUUCCGCCAGCGUCGUCGAUGCUGUCGGCAUCGCCAUCGAUGCUGCCUCUGUUGCCGUUCUCGUUCAGAGUAUCACAGGUGGCAGCAGUACUGGUCAUGGUCACGUUGGCCGACAUCGCCAGCCGCCCCUGACGGCCUGUCCGCCAGGCACCUUCUGGCUGUGGACAAAAUACUUCAAGCAGGUCACUGUGGCUGGCGUCGUUCCAUCCGAAAGAUCCAACAAGACUAGCCCGUUUGCCCACACCGUGAAGAGGCAGAAGAUGCUUCCUUUCAGCCCUUGCUUGGCAACGUCAUCCACCACCGCCUCAUCGACCACCCUCUUCGAUCUGCUCAGCUCCGUGGUCUCGUGUCCCGACCUCGUCUUUCACGUGUGCUCCUAUCUGCAACCGGCCGACGUCUUCAUGCUCUACAGCGUCAGUCGGGUCUUCAAGGCUACCGUCGACGCUGACUUGUCGUCCAACAAUGCCCGUCUGGGCCGUCUCUUUGCGCCCGAGUCGACCGCCGUCUUCCCGUGGAAUCUGUACCACGGCAAGGGAGAGCCCUCCCUCCGCCACCUCUCCAUGCUGCUCAGCCGGGAACGCAAGGUCCGCGACAUCAUCGCCUGCCUCGCCCGUUCUGGCCAGCGCCUGCCGCAGCCUGGCGCCUCUGUCGCCCUCAAGAAGGUAUGGCUGCUCAUGGACGUGGCCACGAACCGCGGCCGUCACGCCCUGGUCCGGCGCCUGUUCACCGACAACGACCUGCUGGCCGUCCAGAUCUUCUGCACGAAGCUGGCCAUGCACCUGCACGAGCCGCUGUAUGCCGUGCCGGGACGGGCUCUGGGUGGCGGUGGUGGCGGCGGCAUCACCACGGCCGCGCCCUUCUCGCGCUCCCUCGCUGAGGUCCUACUGGGCCAACGUGGCGGUCUCCAUUCGUUGUGGCUGAUGCUGCGCGGAAAGGCCUUUGGCACGCCACGCGAGGCCCUUGAGCUCAAGGUCCGAUACGACUACCUUCCGCCCGUCCUGCCCGAGCUGAUGGUCGUCGAGGCUUUCGACGAGCACGACGACAGCUUGGUCGACAGCAGCGACGCCAUCGCCGCAGAGUACAGUGCCUCCCACGGCCUGACCCUUGUCAAUAUCGGCGACAACCGUACCGACUUCCCUCACGCAGACAUUUCGCCCUUUGCCGCCCUCAUGGCUACCAUCCAUUCCGUCCCCCUCUGGGAGAUGGGCGUUGGACACCUCGAGGGCUGGGGCCUGGGCACACAGCACCUGCUGCGGCCCGAUGAGCUUAUCCCGCUCGAAGCAGCGCGGCGUGGCCUCGACCUGCGCUCCCAUCUGCCUUUCCUGACCAUCUGGGGCAGCCGUGACUUUGAGACUGGCACAAACCUGGCACCGACGCUCGAUGAGAUCUACAUGUCGGACGAGGAUCAAGGAACCCCCGCCGUUGAGGACAAGGAAUACACGGAAAAGCCGGUCAAGACCAAGGAAGCGGACGAUGUGCUGGUGGUGACAGUGGACCGUUGCCAUCAUGAUCUCAGAAGCGCGCAGGAACGCUUGCGUCGUCUUGGCGGUAAUGUUCCCUGCAUCAAGGGCGAGUGGCAGCCAUGGCAGGUGCUCAAGGCGCGCUGGGGUGAGCUCUCGUCCCGCCAGAAGCUGGACAUCUGGUGGGUGUGUCAGCAGGAGCGACUCAAAUCACAGGCAUGGCAGCACGAUGCAGUACAGGGCAGAAAUGAGGACGACGAAGGCGACGAGGCUCCACGGCCGGAAGACGCGGCUUCUGUCGCUUCUGACAUCAACGCAGUGGGGGUCGCUGACAGCGACAGCGAGGAGGACAAGGAAGAGACUGCGAUUGCAGUGCCCGACGACAACGGCGACAACGGCGAGCUUCGAAUGAAGUAUAUGGACGACAGUGAGAGUGAAGUCGAGAGCGACAGCGACAACGAAAGCGACAUGUUUGUCCUGGACAACCAAGACCAUGAACUCGACAGCCCUGACGAGUCUGGAGGCAUCCACUUCCGCCGUCGUCGUCGCCACGGCCGUCGUCGUCGAGCCUAUCCGCCAAGUGGUGCCCAGGGCUCGCUGCGUGUCCCGAGCGGCGCGUCAUCCCGGUCCUUUUCUCUGCACCACCGCCGCCUCAUGGCUGCCUGUGUCGAGACCGCCCUGCAGCAGCAGGCCGCCGCCGAUGCCGAGCUCGUCGCCCAGGCUGACGAGCCGUAUGUGGAAGAAGAGCUCGAGUGGUGGGAGCAGGCGCUGGAGACGAUGCUAGCUGCAGAGGACAGCGUGAACGCGGAAGAUGGGAGCGAGAACGAAGGAGAAGAUGAAGGCGAGACCGGGAACGGUGCCAUCCAGAACAACGCCGACGAGAGCCCGGCUAUGGUGGAACAGGAGCUGUCGACUCAGCCAGCAGUGAACGACGAGGAGGACGACGCCGCCGCCCAGAGCGACAAUGCCACCCAUCCCGAUGUUGUGCAGGUCCGGCACUACGGCGGCGACGAAGACGUGCUCGAGCUGCUGGAUGAGCUGGCUGCCGCAGAGGCUGCCGCCGCGAUUGCCCCUCCCGCCAUCGCCGCAGCCGUGGCCGCCGACGUGGACCGCCUGCGCGAGAUCCUGGACGCGCGGAUGAAGGCUGAGGUUUUUGCUCUGGAUUUUGGUGAGAUCUAG